GCAUAAUUCACAUACUUUAAAGUCAUAUAGACAUAUUUUUCAUACAAUAAUUGAUUCUCAUGGAAUAUAAAUGAUCCAACUUUUUUUAAAAAUACAUGUAGUAUAUACAAGAUAUUUCACUAACUAUUUAUAAAAAUCUCAUAAUAAUUUAGUUUAGUUGUUUACUAAAAAGAACCUUACUUUAAUAUGGGGCAAGUACUUCGCGCAUUGUGCUAGCAAAACGGAGCAAAACGCUUCCGUCACUCCAUCUUAAGAAAGCCCUAGAAGUAGCUGGCUGGAGCAGAGAAGAAAAAGAGAGACCAGAAUGAUGCCCUAUUUGACCGAAGAUCUCAUUACAGAAAUACUUUCAAGAUUACCCACCAAGCCUCUCAUACGAUUUAAGUGCGUCUCCAAAAGAUGGAAUUCUUUGAUCUCCGAUCCUAAAUUUGCGAUUCUUCAAUUGAAAGGAGCAGCGAGAGACGGCACCAGGCUCUUCCGCGCGACUAGGCCGCCUCAAUCUCUAGACUGCGAAGGAUCAUCGUCCUAUAAGAACAACAACAAGGGUGUGCUUCGAAAGUUGAGUUAUCCUGCUGCAAUAAUGAAAGGCUCUCCUUCCCAUCUCAGAACAUGCCGGAUCCGAGGUUCUUGUAAUGGCCUGAUCGAUAUUGUGUUUUUUUCCUCUGGUCGCGAGUUCUUGUGGAAUCCGACUACCGGAGAUUAUAUUGAAUUGCCAGAGGCCCCACGCCAUAGGAAUUAUGGGCCAAUUCUCUCCGGAGUAGGUUAUAAUGUUAGCAGCGAUGAUUAUGGAGUACUGAAUGGUACCACGAAAUGGGCAAUUGUUCUUUUCCUGUACACAGUGAAGACCGGAAAGUGGAGAGAAAUUCAAGAUGUUGCUCCAGAUUUAGUUCCUUAUCUUGCAGGAAAGUCAAUUUCUUGGAAUGGGGAUAUGUUUUGGUUGGGUCAGAAACCAAAUUCGGUCCACUGUCUUGGUUCUUUUGAUCUGAAAGAGGUGAAAUUCAAAGAAAUCCAGCUGCCAUAUCCGUUACAAGGCCACAAAAGAUUUGGUGAACCAAGUUUGGGAAUAUCUUCAGGAAACUCAUUAUGUGUAUUUUGUGAAGCAAUGGAGAGGAGGUGUUUUGAGGCUUGGGCAAUGAAGGUUGACAAGGAUGGAGCAUCUUCUUGGAAUAUAUUAUUUAGUUUCCCACAUGACAAAUUUCAGCGUUACAGCCAAGCUUUAUUCCUAACAAAGGAAGGAGAGGUUGUUAUGAGGUUUGGUGGUAUAUACCUUUACAAUCCCGAGGAGAGGAAAUCUGAACAUUUUCAAGCAUAUGGUUAUAUUGAAAGUUUUGCUGAUACACUCUCAGAACAAGUGUUGUACAUUGAGAGUUUAGUUUCACCAAAUACUCCCUAGUUAAAAAGAUGGUAUAGAUUCCUAAUUACUCCAUAUUAAUUUAUGUUAGGGUAAAGCCCACGGCAUGCCCCGGAAGCGCAUCAAUUUCAUGCGAUUUGAUGCACCCUGUUGUGGCUACGUUGCAAUUUCCUUGUGGUUAUGUUACAGAUUUUUCCCGUGAAUCAAAUCACACCGCCAUCUCGGCCAAAUGCGGUUAGGGUGCAGCCGCAACACGUUUUGCAAACUGCAAUUUAAUACCAUGAUCGAUAUUUGUUACGUAAUAUUCAUCAGGUUUUAUUACUCUCUUAAUCUUAUUUUGUAAGACUCAUUUUACUUUUUGUGUGUGAAAAUCAGGAAAACCUUCUUAAAGCAUCACUAGCUUUUUGUUUGUCACUUAGCUUUGUUCUUUAUCUACCAUUUCAUCUUUUACUUUCUUUUGGUGAAUACCGUAUUUUCUUACUUUUUGCAUGUUCAAAACAUAAAACACAAUCACCACUUUAUCCUUAUUUUUAACCUGCUCCAAAUCGAAAAAAGUUUGCAUUUACUAAUUUCGUCGUGAACUAACUGGAAAACUGAAAAAUAUCUCUCUUAGUAAACAUACCCUAAACAGACCCUUAAAACUGAAAAAUAUCUCUCUUAGCGGCACGUGUUUUCCAACUCCUCAUUAUUACCAAGCGGCCCCGAAGUGGGAACCUGAAAUUUCCAACACGUUUAUGAGUUUUCAAAACGAGGAAAUCUAAAAAUCUAAACCACGAGAAGUUCCUAUCUUACCGAUCUUCAACAAUGCAUGCGACUAUUUGACAGUUGACACACAGGUAAACUUAUUUUAUAUUUCUUUCUUUGAAUUCUAAUAAUUAAUACGGAGUAAUUAGAAAUAUGCUUGGUAAUGAAGAGGAGUUGGUAAUUAGAAAAACGCUUGGUAAUUAGAAAUAUAUUUCUUUGAAGUCUAAACCUCUAAAUAUUAGGAGAUGUUUUCAAGGAACCUACUGCUAAAUGCUAAUGCUAAUGGAUUAUAAAAAUGCAAAUCCACAUAUAAAUUUAUACGGAGUAUUUCACAUUUCCAAGAAUCCAUAACAACCUCUCCUUCCUUUGUUAAGCAUAAAGUUGUACUGCUGUGAUGAUCCCAAAUUUAAUCAUGUGAGAAACUAAAUAAUAUAAAAUGCUAUAGGUACCCACAUUUUAUAUCCCAUUUGCACUGCAUAUAAAAACCCUCCCUUUUUACCAGUUUUUACCCCACCAACUUUCUUCUCCUGCUUCUCCCCUCUUUCGCCUUUUUUCCGGUUUCGAACGCAGGAGCUACAAUGGUCGGACGAAUGGAGGUCAUCCAUGGCACACCACUGCACAAGAGGCGCCCUUGCAGAACCUUUAGCCAAAAAAAAUUUUCUUUACCGGUGAAGCUCUGUUUUUUUGCCUUCGAACAUGUAGCCACCGCACAAGAGGCGCCCCUGCAGAGAUAAUUUAAGGGUUACUGGAGGAAUUGGCAGAGUAUACGAGCGGUGAAGGAUCGGUGACCUGAUGCCUCUUUUCUCUUCCACCUCUCAUCUCAGCAUUCUUCCCUUCCAGGACGCCUCUUUCUUUCUUAUUUCAUUUUUCUUAAUUUUUUGUUAUUUAUAAAAUGUUUUCAUGUGUAACAUGUGUUGUAAUGUUGGAUACUUGACUAUUUUGUGUCAUUAUUGAAUAUUUAGUCCCACUACUUGGCACACAUAACUAUUGUCCAUAACUUUGAGCAUUUU
Cuscuta epithymum is the source of this 3102-nucleotide messenger RNA. The record is from the annotation of a GenBank genome assembly. NCBI's taxonomy places the organism in Eukaryota, Viridiplantae, Streptophyta, Magnoliopsida, Solanales, Convolvulaceae.